Messenger RNA from Diversispora eburnea, 1257 nucleotides. The record is from the annotation of a GenBank genome assembly. NCBI's taxonomy places the organism in Eukaryota, Fungi, Glomeromycota, Glomeromycetes, Diversisporales, Diversisporaceae.
AUGCCUUGCACAGCAAAGUCAUCAAAUCAUUCACAAGAGAGAUGUUCUUGUACUGGUUGGCAACAGGAUACUUUAAAUAUGGAAUUUUGUAUUUGUCAUCAUAAAAUUAAUUCACAUGCUGAUAUUUCAAAAGUACCGGGAGAUGAGAUAAAAAAACUUUUUGAUUAUACAAUUAAAAUUGAUGAACAUUUAACAAAACAUGGGAAAACGUUAGAUUCAGAAUAUGAAGAUUUUUACAUAAUAAAAGGAGGUUAUAAAUUCCGUUUACUUAAAAAUGAUGGGACGCGUGAUAAUUUAACUUUACUUACUGGAAUAAAAGUAUUAUUUACAACUGCUUUACCACAUAUGCCAGCGAAUUAUAUUACGAGGGUAGUUUAUGAUUAUAAUCAUUAUAGUUUAGCGAUUGUUAAAGAACCAUCAAAGAUUGUAGGUGGAAUUUGUUAUCGACCUUUUUUCGAAAAACGUUUUAUCGAGAUUGUAUUCUUUGCAAUUGAUAGUGAUCAACAAGUGAAAGGUUUUGGAUCAAAACUAAUGAAUUAUUUUAAGGAUUAUAUAAAAGAUAAUUAUAAUAUUUUUGAUUUCAUGGUUUAUGCUGAUGAUUUGGCUAUUGGAUUUUUUAAAAAACAUGGAUUUACAAAGGAUAUCACGUUAAAUCAAGAAAGAUGGGGUGGAUACAUAAAAGAUUAUACAGGAGCUACACUAAUGCAGUGUACUUUAAUACCAAAAGUAAAGUAUAAUCAAAUUCGGCAAAUCUUGGAAAAACAAAAACGAGCGGUGAGAGAAAAAUUAGCGAAAACAAACAAACCUCCUAAGAUUUAUAAGGGUCUCACAUGUUUCCAGAAUGGAGUUAAAUAUAUAGAUCCAAUGUUGGUUCCAGGAAUCAAAGAAUCAGGUUGGACACCUCAAUUGGAUCAACGAGCAAAAAACACUAAACAUAAAGCACAUUAUGUUAUAAUGUUAGAUGUUCUUAAACAAUUAAAAAACAAACAUAUUUCCAUGCCGUUUCGAGAACCCGUCAAUUCUAAUGAGGUUUCGGAUUAUUACGAUAUUAUAAAGGAUCCAAUGGAUCUCUCUACGGUAUUAAAACGAGUAGAAAAUGAUAGAUAUCAAUCUCUUUCAGAAUUUGCAGUUGAUGUUCAAAAAAUUUGGGAUAAUGCAAGGACUUAUAAUAAGUCAGAUACAAUUUUUUAUAAAUCGGCAGGUGAAUUAGAGGCGAUUUUUAGAGAAAUUAUGUUUCUCAAUGGAGUAAGAUAUUAA